This is a messenger RNA of Symsagittifera roscoffensis, 1404 nucleotides long. RefSeq names its product coiled-coil domain-containing protein 74B-like. NCBI's taxonomy places the organism in Eukaryota, Metazoa, Xenacoelomorpha, Acoela, Convolutidae. The transcript is spliced from 6 exons. The coding region runs from base 19 to 1170 and encodes 383 amino acids. The record is from RefSeq and is a predicted model, not a curated record.
UUUUGAGAUUGACAUGUCAUGAGUAUAAUUCCUCACCAAAUUUUGGAGCCAAUUCCCUUUGGCAACCCAGCUGUAAACAACCAUAAAAGUAAACCAGAAAUAUGGCAUAUCCGUGUAGACCAACAGCCGGUACCACACAAGCAUCAACAAAAUCGAGAAAGUCCAUCAAAGAUUUUGCAGCUUGAGAAUACCAUUCAAUUUAUGAACAAACAGCACAAUGAGGUACUUCAAUCGCUACAGCAUGAAAUAGAAGUCCUAAAAAACAAAAAUAGAGACCUACAGUUUAGUGCAUUAACCUCUGACGAUUCCCGGUUGCUUAGCAAUCCCUCGUUUCAUCAUGUAAUACCCACUGGUUUCGGAGGAGGAGCAGGCGAUGCUUUUAACUCGACUGAUUCAAGAAGGACGAGAGGCCUGGAGGAGGAAGUAGACCGCCUAAAGGGGAUGCUUUCCGAACAGCGUGAACAGAAUAAGAAAUUGCAGGUGCUAAUUGAUGGGUACAAAAGAAGCAUACCGCUGACUAGUUCGGCUAAGAAAGACCAGUUAGAUCGAACACCUCCAUCUAGUGCUUCCCACCACAACACUCUCACUCGUCGCUCUCUCAAUGCCUCCCCCAUCGAUGACUUGGCAAGUACAAGUUCCAAACUACUGAUUGAGGAGGCUCUGCCCUUCAGCUUGAAGCCAUUUGUGGUCCACCCGCCAAGUGAAGAUGACAGAACACCCUCUUUGAACGAGUGUCAAGCAAUUAUAGCCCAACUUUCUUUUCAUUGCCAAAAUCAGCACCAGGAGCUCUCGGAACUGAAACAGAGUUUGAAGGAUGCCCUCUACUCGCAAAAGUGGACUCCAGAUGCAUACCUGCUUGCCAAGGCCAUAGUGAAUGACCCUCAGGACCACGAACAAGACAUGAGGCCACUAUCAGCUGACGAUAGGAGUAAAAAGAAUCGACAGGUGAAAAUUCCCGAUGCAGUGUACUCGAUCAAAGAGCACGGGUCCCUGCCUGCCCUCAGACAGACUCUGCAGCCUGGGGUGAUAGAACGACAGAAGAAGGUACACUCUAUGCAGAAGAAGCGCCUCAGGAGCUACAUAGUGUCUAAGAACGCAGAAGGAAACCAGCAGACAGGAGCCAUGAUGCAACCUCAGCCCCCUCCCCCUCCUCAGCCACCCACUCUGUAGAAAAACUAAUUAAACUUUAUAGUGCAAACUGUUGUUAUCAGCAGGGGCUAUUCUCAUGACAGAAGUUCCGAAUAGCAAAAAAUCCUAUCAAUGAAAAACUUGACUGUACUGAUUUAAAUUACCUAAACAAAACGAGGCUCACUUUGAUAUAGUUAUGUCAAUGAUCACCUGGGUAGUUUUGGUGUCAUUUUUCAUUGACUUAAAAACCAAAAAUGUUCCUUUUUUGAGGUUAAG